This is a messenger RNA of Amborella trichopoda, 1395 nucleotides long. It is a transcript of the gene AIP2, whose product is annotated as RING/U-box superfamily protein. Gene Ontology annotation, cellular component: cytoplasm. Gene Ontology annotation, molecular function: ubiquitin protein ligase activity. The record is from RefSeq and is a predicted model, not a curated record. NCBI's taxonomy places the organism in Eukaryota, Viridiplantae, Streptophyta, Magnoliopsida, Amborellales, Amborellaceae. Gene Ontology annotation, biological process: protein ubiquitination.
AAUACCGCACAGCCCUUCUUCCUUUUCUAAGUGUGAUGCCCCCUCUCUCUCUCUCUCUCUCUCUCUCUCUCUAAAUAACUCUAAUAUUUAAGUCUGAAGAUACUUUUUGUUGGCCUGAAAGCAAUAAUGGGUUCUUCUGAAGAAGAAUUAGCAGUGACAUUGGACGAUUUGCAGAAGAAGCUUGGAAAGAAAAACUCCUUUGAAGAUGCAGUUACUUCCAUACAGGUCCUUCUUCAUGACACAUACCCAGUUGCUUCUCCUCCUCUCAAGGAAAAGAUAUAUUCAGUGGUUUGCAGGGUUGGCACCAUUCUUCAAACAAGAUACACAGCUCCUGGCUUCUGGGUUGCUGGUUUAAGGCUUUUUGAGGAAACUGAGUGCUUAGUUAGUAAGCAAUCUGAAAAGGAAAACAUGAGAAUGUUCAUUUCGAGGGCUCGUGAGCAUAUGAUGGAAAUUGACAAUCAACCCGAUUCCUCAGAAUCUGCAAGGAAUAAUGCAAGGGGUACAAGAUAUCUCUUUGAAGGGCAUCUAACAGUUGGGUCAGAGCCCCCUCCUCCCACCUGGCUCGUGGCACAGAAUCUUAUUACUGUUCUUGAUACAAUUUCUGAUAGGAAUGAGAAUGGAGAAACUUUUUCUCGACCAGAGAAUGAUGGUGUCUCAUCAAGCACGAGAAAUGAAUCAGUGGAAAAUAUUGUACAAGAACUUGUACAUAACUUGCAGGAAAUCACUGGUGGCAUAGACAACCUUGAGAGUGUUCUCGAAGCUUCGUUGAGGGAAAUCGAUGGACGUGGAGCAGGGAAGGCACCACCAGCAUCUAAAGAGGUGGUCGCCAAUCUUCCUAUCAUCGAUGUAACAAAUGAGAUAUUGGAGCAGCUUGGAAGAGAGGUGCAGUGCGCUGUGUGUAGAGAGCAGCUUAUGUUGAAUGACAAGAUGCAGGAGUUGCCAUGCAAGCACCUGUUUCAUCCACCGUGCCUCAAACCAUGGCUGGAUGAGCAUAACUCGUGUCCCAUUUGUCGAUACGAGCUGAGGACUGAUGACCAUGUAUAUGAGAGCCGCAAAGAGAGGGAGAGAGAGGCGGAGGAGGAGAGGAAGGGUGCUGCCAAUGCCCUUCGUGGUGGAGAAUACAUGUAUGUCUGAUCAAUCAUCAAUCACCCUUCCACCUUUUCUAUGUUCAUUUUGUUCUUUGUUUUUUUCUUGUUCUUUUUCCUGUCAUCUAUAGAAAUAGAGCACUACAACCAUCUUUUAUUUUUAUAGGGUCAUCAUUUGUUAAAACAUUAUAAGAAUGAAAUCCAUUUGUUUACAAGGUUAAUUGCAGUUAUCGGUAUUUUCAACUAUUGAUUUGCCAAAGAACUGAAUGAUCUCUAUUAAUGCCAUGAUAAAUUUAUUCCCCUCUCAAAA